UGUUUGAGGUGUUCACAUUGGAUCGUUCAGUUUGGAGAAUUACUCGGUAUGGGUUUCAGUGUCUUUCUAAUAUCGUCUCGAACCUAGUUUGUUUUUCUUUACAAGAAAACGGUAAAAUUGUUGCUUAGUCAUUUUAAACCGAUUUUCUGCAAAUCAUGUGAGAAUUAUAUUGUAUUCUUAGGUUCACGUAUACUUUUUGGACGGGCUAACGAAAGCUAACGUUACGUCGUUAGCUUUUGGCAAAAUGGCGGCGAACACAGCACAACAAGCCCCGACACCGAGCUGGCAGUAUGGUGCUAAUUCUAAUGGAGACAACCAGGUCCAUGAGAACCCAGAAUGGGAGAAAGCCAGACAGGCUCUAGCCUCUAUCACUAAAAGUCAGAGUUCUACAAAGACUGCACCAGCUAAUCUGACCAACCAACAGGCCGGGCAGUAUCAGACAACAGGUACAGACUCUUCUGCAAUGCAGCAACAGCAGCAGUACUAUCAACAGUGGUAUCAGAACCAGCAACAGUAUGCUGGUUAUUCAUACCCCUAUAACUACUACUACCCUAUGCCACCGUAUGGAGGAGCGUAUCCUCCCGGACAUUAUGGUGUUCCAGGGGCUUACCAGCCACCUACUACCACCACUGGACAGCCCCCUGCCAUGCCUAUGAUGGAAGAUCAGUCCUCCAGUUAUUCCUCCCAAACACAGCCCCCUCCUUCUUCAAACCCUCAGCCUCCCUCCCAAAGCCCUACAUCCUCUGACCAGACCCCUCCCCCUCCUCCACCCCCUGUACCUCCCCAACCCAAUGCCAACUACCCCCCACCUCCUUCCCAGACCCCCUACAGUCCUAACGGAGCCCUUCCAUACAGCCCAACCGAUUCAAAUACCUUCCGGGGCUACAAUGCAGGACAAGUUCGCCCAGCAUACCAGGGUUACCAGGCUUCAGGAUAUCAGCCCCCCCAGCAGCAGGGUCCAGGUCAAUCACCUUACGGAGGUGCCCGCAGGGUGGACGCAAAUAAAAAACCUAACCUUCCCAAUAUGAAUAAUAGUGGCCAGCAGUUGUGGCAGCGCAUGAAACAGGCUCCAGGACAGCCCCCAGGACAGACUUUGCCCAACAUGACUGCCACAACCGCGGCUGGCUCUGCAGUUGCAACAGCUACCGUUUCGGCAGGAAAUGCCCAAGCUCGGCCUCAGGACUGGCCACAGGCCAUGAAAGAGUAUGUGCAGCGCUGCUUUACAGCCUGUGAAUCUGAAGAGGAUAAGGAUCGUACGGAAAAAGUGCUGAAAGAGCUUCUGCAGUCCAGAUUACAGGAUGGCUCUGCUUAUUCCAUUGACUGGACUAGAGAACCUCUGCCAGAUCUCAAGGCCAAGCAGUCUCGCUGGGAAACAGUUGCUCAGCGUUCUCAGGACAAUGCUGUCGGGCGAGGCGGAGCCACCCGAGGCAGGGUUGGGGCCAGGCUGGGUAAUUAUAGAAAUGUGUUCUCUCAGAGAAGCCCCUCUUCCAGCUCCUCCCGCUCGUCCCAAUCUUCGUCACGAUCUCCCUCCCCUCACAGCAGAAACCGAGAUAGGAGUCACCAUAAUCGCAGUAACUCUGGCUCUCUGUCAGACAGCAGCAUGUCAAGUGAUCCACGACUCCAGCUGUCCAGACGACAACAAAAGGGUGGCCGAGGUCGAGGUAGAGGAGCCGGAGGAGACAGAGGCAGAGGAAGAGGCAAAGCAAACCGAGGGCGGAGGAAUAUGGAUGAGCCCGGCAGUGGUAUUGGUAAAAAGCGCAGAAGCGGUAUUGCAGGUCUAGACUUUCACGACCCAAAUCUUGAAGCCAAGAAGCAGUGCCGGGCCGCACGCUUUAACACCAAACUACGUACUGAGCCCCUGGUAUUAAACAUUAAUUCAUUUGACCUCCCCAACGUAACCCAGGAGGGGCUCAGCUGGGAUGACUGCCACAUUGUCGGCACCAGCCAGGACAUCACCAAAAUUUACCUGCGCCUCACCUGUGCUCCUGACCCUUCAACUGUCAGACCUGUUCCUGUAUUGCGAAAGUCUCUGAUUGCUGUAAAAUCUCAUUGGAAAGCCAAUCACGAUUAUUUGUAUGCAUGCGAACAAAUGAAAUCAAUACGACAGGACCUCACUGUUCAAGGUGUGCGUACAGACUUCACAGUGGAGGUGUAUGAGACGCAUGCUCGUAUCGCUCUUGAAAAGGGAGAUCACGAAGAGUUCAAUCAGUGCCAGACCCAACUGAAGGCGCUAUAUAAAGACUGCCCUUCAGAAAACGUAGGAGAAUUCACAGCCUAUAGACUCAUCUACUACAUCUUUACGAAAAACUCUGGAGACCUGACAACUGAGCUUGUGUACCUGACGCCUGAACUUUGCGCUGAUGCGUGUGUAGCCCACGCUCUUGAGCUCCGUACUGCCUGGGCGCUUGGAAACUUCCACCGGUUCUUCAAACUUUAUCAGCAAGCUCCACGAAUGGCCUCUUACCUCAUUGACAAGUUUGUGGAACGUGAAAGGAAGCUGGCUAUGAGGGCCAUUCUUAAAACGUUCAGGCCCUCUGUGCCGGUGGAGUAUGUACAGUCCAGCUUGGCCUUUCCAGAUUUAGAUUCAUGUUUAGAAUUUCUAACAGGCCUUGGGGUUACAUUCAUGCCCUCUGACCCUAGCAAUAUAGAUUGUAAAGUCAGCUCAGCAGCCACCUUCUAGUAUUUAACACUACAGAGCUUUUAGACAGAUAUUAGAUAAGGGACCAGAUGUCUACACAAUAAAGAGAUG
Molecule: messenger RNA, 2749 nt
Organism: Triplophysa rosa
Lineage: Eukaryota; Metazoa; Chordata; Actinopteri; Cypriniformes; Nemacheilidae
Gene: leng8
Product: leukocyte receptor cluster (LRC) member 8
Exons: 15
Coding region: 245-2680 (811 amino acids)
Cellular component (GO): nucleus
Source: RefSeq, a predicted model, not a curated record